Messenger RNA from Magallana angulata, 3906 nucleotides. RefSeq names its product multiple epidermal growth factor-like domains protein 10. The record is from RefSeq and is a predicted model, not a curated record. NCBI's taxonomy places the organism in Eukaryota, Metazoa, Mollusca, Bivalvia, Ostreida, Ostreidae. Gene Ontology annotation, molecular function: scavenger receptor activity. The transcript is spliced from 11 exons. Bases 150 to 1571 code for a protein of 473 amino acids.
GCUCACGCUGGUGGGGAUAUUGGGAUUCACUGUAACUGUGUAACGGAACAAUAUAGAUGUAGUAUUUGAUUUCUGUAUUUGGUGUCUAGUGUAGCAGUGUUGUGUGUACAGAAUAAGACAUAGUUCGAUCAGCGUCAGUUUUCGGAAUCAUGCAUUUGACAUUAAACUUGUCAUCGAUGGUUAUGUGCGCUAUGUUUGGUUGUGCUUUCGGUUUGAUCGCAGCCAAAUUUGUUCCCUACAACUUGAAGCUUACGAUGCUGAAAUCUGUCCCCCCGGGGCGACUAGGAUCCUCAGUUACUUGUCCAGACUUCGUCAAUCAGAUUCCAUUUUCGAGCUAUUUAGAUAAACUGUCAUCCAUGAUUUAUCUAGAUGUUGACUACUACAGCAUAGUCUAUAACAGCACAGCUAUUUACUUGGUAGAAUCUAAUCCUCCUGUUAGAGGAGUUCUGAUGACGCCUGGACAGGGAGGAUCCUGUUAUGAGGACCUGGGGGACCUAACAGACAUUAUGCCAACAGGAGACCUAAAAGAUCAGUGUUCCAGAGACAUAUACAAGGAUGUGAUAAAAACAGAGUUGUUAAUGGAGGGGAGAACAUUUAAGGAGUCGUGUAGUAUUUAUGUUUACCCGAACUGUAGCCGUCCCUCCGACGAUGUGUACUGUGUUCCCUGUGUUAAUGGACGCUGCUCCUCCCCCUAUGAUUGUAAUGUAGUCACAGGAGGAUGUAGAGGGUUCUUUGACUGUAAACAUCCAUUUACUGACGCCUUCUGCAACACAACUUGUCCACAUGACAGAUAUGGACCUACUUGUGGUCAGUCCUGUAGCUCGCAAUGUAAACCACAGCUUCAUUCUGAGGACAGGAACUGUUCGCAGUCCAAUGGUGCAUGUCUGCUGGGCUGUAUCAUUGGAUGGCAAGGGACACAAUGUGACCAAAAGUGUACACCAGGAACUUAUGGAGAUGGCUGUAAGCAGACCUGUGUAGGGAACUGUUUGGAAGAUAAGGUGUGUAGCCCGUUUGAUGGGACCUGCCCCAAGGGCUGUGCUGCGGGCUGGAAAAAUGUCCAUCCCUGUAACCAGAGAUGUGAAAACAACACUUAUGGCAUGGAUUGCAGUGAGAAGUGCAGCAAAGGCUGUGUAAAUGGCAGUUGUAAUGUCAAGGACGGAACUUGUCUGCACGGAUGUCUGGAUGGCUACAAUGGAAACAAGUGCUCUGGAUGUCCUAAAGGUACUUAUGGGAGUAGGUGUGCUUUUAACUGUGGACUGUUUUGUCUUGAUGGGACCUGUGACCCCAUCAAUGGAGUCUGUCUCCAGCCGCAGUGUGCAGAGGGGUGGAGCGGCCCGAAAUGUGACAUUGAUACCUGUUUGAAGGAUUUUGAUGAAGAAUUCUGGUUCAACAUUUAUACCUUUGCCAUUGGCUCUGGGAUCGGGAUUGGGAUUGCAGGAAUCUUAAUGAUCGCCUGCUUUUGCUUCUACAGGUAUCGUAUGCAGACACACUCUCGGCCAAUGAACCGCACUGAUUACUCACAGUCUAGAACAGAAGAACGGAUGGAGCUCUCCCCUACAUACAGAUUCUAACCCCCACCUUCUUACCUUACAGGUUGCGAUGGAGGAGAAAUGCAAUGCCAAUGAACAGAUCUGAGUUCUCCAACUCCAGCGCCAUGCCAAUGAGCUCCUUCAAUAAGUAACUACACGUUCGUUAAAAAGUAUCUAUGUUAAGUGUUGCAUCAAGUGACAUGUCCAUUGCUUUCGUUAAGUAGGUACGGUAUAUCAAGUGUUGACAAGUAACUAUUUCCAGUGCUUUCACAGUAACAAUGUCAGGUGUUGAAUCAAGCAACUUUGUCCUGUGCUUUCAUUAAAUAACAAUGUCAAGUGUUGACAAGUAACUACAUCUUUGUCCAUUGCUUUUAUUAACUAACUAUAAUUUAAAGUGUUGCAACAAGCAAGAGUCUGUCCAGUGCUUUCAUUAAGUAACUAUGUCAAGUGUUGCAACUACAUGUACUAAUUUUGUCAAGUGCUUUCAUUAAGUAACUAUAUCAAGUGCUUUGUGAAGUGUUCUUGAUCAGUAUGCCAAGAGUGCUUUCAACAAGUGAGUGUGUCUUAUGUCUUAUGGUGUUAAAGAGUAACUAUAUAUGUCAUCAAUGCUUUAGUAAGUAUAGCUAGAGUAAUUAACUGCAUGUUUAUAUAUCAUUAAUGUUUUAGAAAGUAUAACUAUUUCAAGUGCACUCUGUCAGUAACUAUGUUCAGUGUUUUUAAACAACUAUGUCCAUGCAGUGCAUUGACAUAUGCAUGUUGAUAACUCUUUGUCCUAUAAGUGAUCAAUUAUUGUCAUAUAUUCUGCUUUUACUUUUUUCUUUUUCGACAUAGUCAGUGCUACAAAGACAUUAAUUUAAUUAUGUAAAUAUACGCAUUCUGCUGCAGAGGAAAGAUACCAAUAACUGGAAUACUAGUACAUUUUGUGUGUUUGUAUGUUGUCAGUCAGUGCUCUGAUAUGUCAGGCAUUUGCACUAGCUCUGGUUCUGCAAAGAUGUUCACCGUUCUGGCAUCAGUGGUCAAUAUAGCAGCAGAACAUUUAACUCUCAUACAAUAGGCACUAACUUUCAAAAGCAACUAGUUCUGCUCAACUACUCUGUAUUAUCCUUGACAAUAUUUGCACGUUGUGUGACUUCCUUAAAGCUUUACUUUUUUGGACAUCUUCAGUUCAGCAGCUAUAUCACUUCUGCUGUGUGGAGCAAUGGUUCUCCAUGAUGUUGAUUGUUUGUCUUUAUCCAGUAUAUGACAUGUUUGUUGGUUUGUAGUCUGAUUAAGUGAACUAUCCAUCUGACAUAAAAUAAAAUUAUCAGAAAAUGACUAGUCAAUUAAGAUAUGUCAGAUGGACAGUUUUCCUGUUAUACAUUAGAUUUCAUAUACUUUUUUGAAUGACAUGUUUGUAUUUGAUGUAUGCAAAUUUUUUUUGUUUGUAAAUUGGUUUGUUUUGUUUUUGGGUUUUUUAUUCCAUUGCAAUUGUGAUGUCGUUUAUGCGUUUUAAUUAUCUUAUUUGGUGCAUGUUUUAUACAAAUCUGUAUAUAUGCAAUUUUGAAUUUGAUUUACAGGUUGUUAAUGAUUUUUCUGUAUCAAAUUGAAUGUUGUUUUGUAAAUCUGUUUUAAAAUGAUAUAAAUAAUUUUUACCUGUAUAUUCUAAGAUUAUGUAUAUAAACUGAGUGACCUCUAGGUCCAUUAGGGACAUUAGCCUUGGGUUGUAAACUGACUUCAAGAUCUGUAUGACUAUGUAAAAUUCCUGUCCUUUUUCUCUAAAUAUAACUGAUUACGUGGUUUGUCAUGAUAGAACUGACCAUAAAUCAUAAUUUACAACAAAUUCAAUUUGUAAAAAUGUAAAUAUUUAAAAAGGAAAGGUGUAUCUCUUCCCAUAGAUAUGCAUUCACCUGCAAUUACCUAAAAUAGUAAGACACAUGUAUUACCAAGACCAUUGUAGUUGCAGAUAGUAAAAGAAUUCUUAAUGGAGGAUAUUUCAGGUGAACUUUGAAGUAAUCAAAUAAGAUGAGAUAACCUUUUAUUUGGGCUUUUUUGUUUGUAAGCGGUUGUAUUGGUGGAUGGUGUUAUAGCUUUUUGCAAGGUGCUGUACUGUGUUCUUUCAUGUUUACUUAUAUACCUCUAUACUAGGAUAGCUAGUGUAUUUUUAUAUUUACUAAUACAGUGUACUUUAAGUAAAAAUUAUCAAAUACUUGUACAUUGUACAAAUAAUCAAGUAUUGAAAACGUUUUUCAAUGGAAAAGAAAUAAACGCCAGCGUGUAUGUUGUUGAGGACUUUAUUGUUAGGAUUGUUAUAUUAUUUUGUUGAUUUAUAUUUUAUUCAUAUUCCAAGAAUAUUUUAUAUUUUUUGGUACGAUUAAUGAAUAAAUAGACAUUUUCUGGG